Messenger RNA from Ectocarpus siliculosus, 4388 nucleotides. Lineage: Eukaryota; Phaeophyceae; Ectocarpales; Ectocarpaceae. The record is from the annotation of a GenBank genome assembly.
AUGGCUGAAGUGGACAUCGGGUGGGGUUUCCUCAGCCCCAAAGAGUGGUGCAGGACCAUGCUGACGUGUAAGCUGGCGAAGCAGUCUCUCCACUUCAAGCACGAGUGGCUGGCGGGACUGGGGUACAAGCUGAUCAAGCAACCCGAGGGGUUCUCCCCCUCCGCCCUGCUGAGCGUUCUUCUUCAGGAUCCGGCGUUCAGGCUGAACUCAAUAUUUCCCGGUAGUUUCGUACCGCACCUUCGGCGCGCUGAAGAUAACAACCUCGUAGCAUUUCACCCGUCCAACACCCCCACCAACCGUCCGCUCUUCGUUGUGCGACAACAAAGCGGAGAAACCUGGCGCACGGCACUUCUAACUGGCAAGGUCCACGAGCAAGCGAAAGCGGGUGCCGCGGCCGUCCACCUUGUCGCCUCUGAUACCCCCGCGGAUUCGAGAGCAUUCUGGACGGCCCGUCUCAAGGCGUUGCUGGAACUCCCCAACUUCCCGACCGGCGCACAGGCGGAAGAGACCAAAACGACGGUUCGCCUUCUUGUGGACCGAGAGACGGGCGCGGGCCUGUCCGCCUUGAUGAAGGCGUGCCUGUCGGUGGAAAAGCCCAACGGAACAACUACGCCGAUUGUUCUAGCCACGGUCAUCGGCGUGGCGCCUCGCAAACUGGCGGCCCCAGCGCUCCCCGCAGCCAAAUCUCCUCCUGCUGUUCCACCGGCUGCCCCUCCCGCCAAAUCGUGGGCUUCCGUCGCGGCUGCUGGCAUGCCACCCGCCGCUGCCAAGCAGUCGGAGGCGGCACAAAAAUGGCGGAAAACGGAGAGGAAAGCAGGAUCCAAGAAGGUGGGACUGUGGAGAAUGGUGACGGAAGAAGAAGUGGAGAAAUCCAAGAAUAUGGAGUUCCUAGACCACGAAGCCAUGUCAUCCCUCAUGGUCAAGGGCGGCGUGGCCUCCAUCCGCACGCUGGUGAUGCUCAUGGGAGGAGUCGCCGUCGAUGCCCUGAAGGCGGACGUGAGCACGCUUCCCAAGCUUAAGGGCCUCAGCAUCCCUCGCUCGGUGCGGCGGGCGAUGGUCAAGGCCCUCGCGAAAAGCUCGUGGUUCGCUCUCCUGGGCGUCUUCAGAUUCGGUGCCUUCUUCAAGAACCUGUUUAAGUGCAUCCACAUCGCCGAGGUGCUCAAAGACAGGGAGGGCAAAACCAAAACAGAACCGGACAAGGCCAAGGUGUUCCUCCUCCAAGCGCUUCUGAGGGGCGAGCGCUACCCCCGAACCCAAGCCGCGUACGACGCCCUCGCCAAGGCAGGGAAACCCUGGCACGAGCUCAUUGCCGCCCCUCUCGCUCGGAUUGCCGAGGACCCCCUGUUUCGGGUGGCCGACGAAUGGACCGCGCCUGGCUUCCAGGAGAGCCUGGCGGGAGCGAAGAUCCCGCUGCCCCGGUGCACGAGCGUGGAGAGCAUGCUGUGCGCCCACGGCAACAGAAGAGUCACCUGGCACGCGAUUUUCGAGUGCGGCGAGGUUACUUCGAGACAGAUUCUCCGGAACGUCGUCAAUCUGGCCAUGAUCAACUUCCCAGUGGAGGUAGUCAAGGUUCAGCUGCUCAAGUCAAUCGACGGCGCUCCCAUGUCGGACCUGCUCAAGGUGCACACCUUGCUCAAGAAGACGUUCACUAGUACCGAGGUGUCGGUUCUCGGCCAAGAAGCGUUCGAGGCGUCCUUCAAGGCCUUCAACAGGAUCGAGGCCGACAACAACGCAGUCGAAGAAGACGCCGCCAACCCUUCCCCCGCGCAGGCGGCGGCACCGCUGUCGCGGAGGGCGCGACGCAAGCGCAAACAACCUCAAGCAAACAACAGGCCGAACGUCCAACUCGCCGCCUUCUUGGACCAACAGGCCGAAACCGCCGAGAAGGUUGUGCCGCAUGUCCACCCGGAACCACCGCCGAGCAAGAAAUCGAAAACCGACGGCGAGGCUUGCCCCAGUGGGCCGGUUGUGGACGGGGCCGACGCCGGCGCCGCGGCAGAGGUUAAGGAGGGUCCGGACGAGGUGAGGGUGAUGCGGGAGUACAGCGUGGCGGACAAGAAAGGGCAACGGCACCAGAUCGUCCGGCCGCGCACGGUUUCGACCAGCUUCGGGCAGCCGUGCGUCGACGCGUACGUCGGCCUGGUGGUCUCGGCGCUGUCCCAGAAGAUGGAUCAGCUAGGCUCGCUGCCGGCGUUGUCGUCGCCUCUCGCCAGAAUCCCAGGCGGCGCCCGGGGGGACUCGCCCGUUCCUAUGGACGCGGAACAAACCAGGGACGACGGGUCUUGUGUGGAGGCGGGCGUCAUCGUGGGGGCGACCGUUGCAACGGACCAAAAGGCCCGGCCCGCCAAGGAAUCAGAGUCAAACCCCGGCGAGGCUGGAGCGGAGGGUGGCAACGAUAAAAGCGCGAAGGGAAACGGCGUCGUUGGCGUGAUAUCGUACACUGAGGAGCUGCGCGAGAACGUCGUCAGGACGGGAGUGCCGCCGCCGCUGCCCAAGUACACCAGGGCCCAGCUGUGGAGAGGAGAGGACCUCUGCCUGGAUCAGCUCGGGGCCGGGGGUAUGAAGGAACUCUUGGUCGGCAUCACUUGGUGCGAGCCAAAGGGAUCUCGCGACAGGAUCGACCUUGACCUGUCGGUGAUGGUGUACGAUUCCGACUGGAACCACCUGGCCGACUGCAGCUAUUCGACCCCGAACCUAUCCAUCGCUGGUGUACAGCACUCGGGCGACGUCGUGACCGCGCCCUACCCCGACGGCGCUCGCGAAACCUGCACCAUAGACUUCGCCAAGCUCAGAGAAGGGUUCCCGAAAGCCCGCUACAUCGUCCUCGCCGUGUACAGCUACUCUCGCCAGAAAUGGGACGAUCUAGAAGAUGCCUCGGUUUUCGUGGCAAACCCCCACGUGCUGGGUACGGGCCCCGGGGGCAUGUCGGUCAUUUGUGCGGCGAGACUGACGGGUUCCGCCACGACCAGUGUCGCUGGAUACCUCGACCUUGGCAGCCCAGGCAUGUCCGACGCAAAGGUGCCGCAGGGAGAAAGCGUCUUCGGCAUUCGCCAAAGCGUCCCGGAGAGGAAAGAACCGGCACCAGCUCCCAGCAACGACGCGCGUGUGCACUUCAUUUUCACCGACCAAGAGGCAAGGAUCGGCGGCGGUGGACACCACGCACUGGGCUCCAAAGAUACCGUGGGCACAAUUCUGUCGAAGGUGGAAGAGUCGCGCAAGAGUGCUGGGAGCCAGAGCCUGGCGGACGCGGCUGCUUUCCAGGCGGCCCUCGCGUGCGACACGGCUCGCAUCAUCCACGAAGAGCGAAGCCAGGGUCCGGCUACGCCCACGUUCAGGACCCUGGUUCGGGGGGACGGCGAACCCCGCUUCCGCUUCUACGAGCGGAUUGCUGCUGCGCUCGAAGACUCAAGUCCGAUCGCCCCGGCCGCACUCAAGAAGAAGGCCGGCGGGGGUGUCGGCACCUAUCCCGCCGCGGCCCUCGGUUCAACCGCCGGCCACGUCGAGCCGCAGCACACAUUGUUUUUCGGCGGAGAUUUGGACGACUGGCUCGAGGUGACGCGCCAGCACGAGAUCCGAGCUAAGGGGGGCAAAGGCACGCUGACCCUUGUGAACGUGCGGUCUGCCGAGAAGGGCUGGACGAAAGCCAACGAAGGCAGGGUGCUGAGGGUUAACGGCGCGAGUUCGUACGAGGAGUUGACGCAGGCAGUGCGCGAGGCACGUGGCGGUGGUGGCGGUGGUGAGAAGUGAGCACGCCGAUAGGAAGGAGAGAAGCGCUCUUGAAUUGCGAAAGGAGGCGUGAAAGAGGGGAGGACCUGGUUGAGCAACCCCAAACGAAGACGACCUCUCAUACAUGUACGGUUGGCACGAGCUAUGUAUGUUAAAGCGUGCAUUGUGCGUGGUAUUGUCAUCCAGUGGAAGUUUGUGCCAUCAAGGCCGGGUAUCAGUCUGAAGGAUGCGCAACUACAGUAGGAGGACUCAGUACAAUAAGGGUGUAUACUAUCUGGAAGGGACGGGAUAUAUAGUAAAGGGGCGUGAAGAUACUGGGAGGAUAGAGCAUGGUGGUACUGCAUUUUAUAUACGUUGAUAUAUAAACAGUCUACUAAAGCAGUUGUCUCGCCCUUUUUUCGCUCAUCCAAGGUGUGGAGUGGGAUUGGCCUGGUCGUCGGCGAAAACACCAACCGACGACGAUGCACGGUUGGCUCCGUUGGGGAUGCGAGGAUAGCUUCUUGCGCCCAGCUUCCGAGUGGGUGUUGCAAUGGGUCUUCAGCGUACGUACCCUCUGUUAUGGGUACUUAGUUGGGUUUACUGUGCUACUUCGAAGGUUCGGUCCCUGUCGCACAGACAAGAGGACGCGCAGCAGGUGCUGAAAAGAGAUCCAGACGACCUUU